GAUUUUUACGCCCUUGGAGCAGCGCGUAUUUCUCAGGGCUCCAUCUUUUGCGCUUUCUCGUUGCGAGGCUAAAGCAGCUGCGGGUUCCGGGGGCUAGGAACGGGCAGCAGACCGGGGGUGGGAAGGGAGGGACCCUCGAUCCGUUCCUCGUGGUCGUGAUGGGGACAAGGGCCCAGAGAAACCCUUGACCAACAGAUAAUACCUACCGAGGACACACACACGCAGAGUUACGGACAGGACGGACAGCACAGUGGGAACAGCGGACAGCAAGAGGCUGCUGUUGGGUCUCCAACACUGGAACACACACAUUUGCGGAAAAGGUAGUGUCCAAGCUUUUCUUCCCGAGCCCAGAUCGACGACUCGCCGCGAACUGCCGCUGGCUUAUACAUCACGCCAGCACUUUGUUAUUACAUCGCGAUACGAGCACGGAGUACAGAACUGGCAGUACUACUAUCAUCAAACGGUUGUUCUCCCCCCUCCUCGGCUGGGAAAUACCGUCGCUUCGAUGGCGGGUCUCCAGAUUUGGCGCCAUGUCCCGGGAAAGGUGCUGCUGUUCCUAAUCAACGUGGUCGCGGCCACGGCCCUGAUCUUCGAAGGCUAUAAUCAGGGUGUCCUUGGGACCGUUAGCGCGACGCCAGGCUUCAUCAAGAUGGCAGAUAUCGGCCAUGAUGGGGUCGUAACCAACACCACUAAACAAGGCGGGCUUGCCGCAGCUUAUUACUUUGGGGGCAUGUGGGGAUGCUUCAUCGGAGGAUGGGUUGGCGAUAGAAUCGGCCGCAAGGGGGGCGUCCUCAUCGGCACCGCCUUUGGCAUCCUCGGCGCGGGCCUCAUGGCCGGCAGCACAAACGCCAGCAUGUUCAUUUGCGCGCGUGUCAUUGCCGGCAUCGGCAUUGGCUUCAUGAACGCAAUCAUCCUGCCGUGGGUCAGCGAGCUGUCCCAGUCGCACGAUCGCGGCUCCAGCUUCUCCCUGGUCUUUGUCGCAAACUACCUCGGCAUCGUCAUCGCCUACUGGAUCAAUUUCGGCAUCCGCGACUCCAACGUCGAGUUCCGCUGGCGCUUCCCUCUGGCAUGGAUGAUUAUCCCCCUCCUGGUCGUCGACGUGGCCGUGCCGCUGCUGCCCGAGUCUCCUAGAUGGCUCAUCGCCAACGGCCGCCGUCAAGAAGCCAUUGACAUCCUCUGCAAGGUCAGAGGCGACCUGACCCCCAACGACCCCAUCAUCACCACCGAAGUCGAGCUCCUCGACGCCAUCGUCGAGGCAAACCACCACAAGCGCAACGACCUCGCCAACAUUGUCCUCGGCGGCCGCUUCUCCGGCAAGCUGCACCUCGGCCGCCGCGCCGUCCUCGGCUUCGCCCUGCAAUGGAUCCAGCAGUGGACCGGCAUCCUCGCCAUCGUCGGCUGGGCCGGCGUCCUCUUUGAGCUCGCCGGCUUCGACUCCUACAAGGCCCUCUGGCUCGCCGGCCUGGCCAACACCUUUGGCGUCCCCGGAACGGCCGCCGCGGCCUUUGUCAUUGACCGCAUGGGACGCGUCAAGUCGUUGAUCACCUCCUUCAUCAUUCAGGGAAUCUGCCUCUUUUUGGUGGCCGCUUUGAUCAAGACUUCGCAGGACAAUGCCAUUUCCGAUCCGGAGCUGUCGAAACGCCUCGGAACCGCUGCGGCGAGUUUCGUAUUCAUCUAUGUCUGGUUCUUCACCAUGUUCAACAUCAUCCCCUGCUGGAUCUACGGCACAGAAAUCUGGCCCCAGGAAGUCCGCGCAAAGGGCUACAGCUUCACCAUCUUCGGCUGGGCCACCGGCUGCGGCUCCACCACCCUCAUCAUGCCCAUCUUCCUCAGCAGAAUCGGCUACGGCACCUAUCUCUUCUUCGGCGCCAUGAACGUCGUCGUCGCCCCCUUGGUCUGGUUCUUCUUCCCCGAGCUGGCCAACCGCACUCUCGAGGAGAUUUCGCUCCUCUUCACGAGCGACAGCCUGCUGGCCAGCGAGAACAUGAAGGAGUACAACCGUCGCGUGGACGAGGCCGGGGGCAACAUUGCCGUGGCGGCCAGGCAGCUCCUGGACGAGGUGGACGGCAAGGACGCGGAGAGCGGUACGGAAAUCGGAAGCCCUGAUGAGAAGAGAGUCGAGGUCAACCACGAAGUUACCAUGUGA
Molecule: messenger RNA, 2146 nt
Organism: Trichoderma reesei QM6a
Lineage: Eukaryota; Fungi; Ascomycota; Sordariomycetes; Hypocreales; Hypocreaceae
Exons: 6
Coding region: 506-2146 (546 amino acids)
Biological process (GO): transmembrane transport; carbohydrate transport
Cellular component (GO): membrane
Molecular function (GO): carbohydrate:proton symporter activity
Source: RefSeq, a predicted model, not a curated record